UUCGACAUCAAGAGUUGUACGUCUGCUCUAUCAGUUUGGAGAUUGAUAAAAAGAAGAGACAUGAUGGACAACGGGGCACCAAAUGAAAGAGCAUUGCUGUCUUUAAUGGAAAGAACUGGAUAUUCUAUGAUUCAAGAAAAUGGACAGCGAAAAUAUGGUGGACCACCGCCAGGUUGGGAUGGAUCACCACCCGGGAAAGGUUGUGAAGUGUUUGUGGGGAAAAUUCCGCGGGACUGUUUCGAAGACGAACUUGUGCCAGCGUUUGAAACUGUUGGAAAAAUAUAUGAAAUGCGGCUUAUGAUGGACUUUAGUGGCUCAAAUAGGGGCUAUGCAUUUGUGAUGUAUUGUUCGAAGGACGAGGCCAUGAAAGCUGUACGGGAGAUGAACAAUUUCGAAAUUCGUAGAGGACGUUUAUUGGGGGUUUGCCCAAGUGUAGAUAACUGUCGACUGUUUGUAGGAGGAAUCCCCAAAAAUAAACACAAGGAAGAAAUCAUGGCAGAAAUGAAGAAAGUGACAGAUGGAGUGACUGAUGUAAUCGUUUAUCCGUCAGCGAUGGAUAAAGCGAAGAACAGGGGCUUUGCUUUUGUAGAGUACGAGAGUCACAGAACGGCAGCAAUGGCUCGAAGAAAGUUGAUUCCAGGAAGAAUACAGCUGUGGGGACAUCAGAUUGCAGUCGAUUGGGCAGAGCCAGAGCAAGAUGUGGAUGACGAUGUAAUGAAUAAAGUGAAAAUCUUGUAUGUAAGGAACCUCAUGCUAUCAACAACUGAGGAAGCACUUCUGAAGGCGUUCAAUAAGGCUGCAGGGCAAGAGGGUGCCAUUGAAAGGGUGAAGAAACUGAAGGAUUACGCAUUUGUUCACUUCCGUGAUCGUGAACUGGCAAUCAAAGCUUUGAACGUUAUGAAUGGAGCUCUUUUAGAGAAUUCUAGAAUUGAAGUUGUGUUGGCCAAACCAGUUGAUAAGACAGAAUACCAACGAUAUGCCAGACAGAAACUCGCCUUUCCAUCACAGAAUGAUGGCAAUGAGGUGAAUGAUAUGAUCGAGGCCUUCGAUUACAACAUAUCAUUUGCUGAGAAUGGAUCACCUGGUCCUGGAUUUGGGUCCAUGUUCCCACAGACGCCUACUUUUGGCAGGGCUGUUGGACGUACGGCCGUGGGUGUGCGAGGGUUGAUGAGAGGUCGGGGUCGGGGUGCUGCUGGCACCAGAGGUGGGCGGGGCCCAGGAACCUUUGUCAGACCUCCUUUCUUCCACAGAACUCCAAUUGAGCUAUAUGACAUUGUGCCGGGAAUGGAGUUAAAACCUACAAAUCCUAUGACUUUGAAAUCAAAUUCUUCAAAAACACCGUUGGAGAUUUUAGAAGAUCUUUGCCAUAAGAACUCCUGGGGUACACCAACAUACCAACUGUUCUCAACUGUGCAAGGCAUUGGAAGAGACGGAUCUUCUGAUAUGCAGCUUUUCCUCUACAAGGUGGCGAUUCCAGGUUUAACAGGGAAUAUUCCAUUUCAACCUAACAAAAUGUGCAGGUCCACGGAUGAAGCAAAGUCAUUUGCAGCAGAGUUUGUUCUCCAUCAACUUGGCAUGCCUACAGAAGGAUCAGGUGCAGCAGGGGACAUGUACGGUGCACGUCCGUUUGCAAUGCCCAUGUCCAUUCCCAUGCCUGGAGGAAUUGGUGCCCCACCCCCAGUUGAUGUCUACACUGGAUCCAUCAUAAAGCUCCCACCACCACCCCAAGUGGAGCAAUUCUACCAGACAAGCUAUCCACCGCCACCACCAGUUUCAAGCAUGCUGCCUACAUUCUAGUGUGAUUUGUGAUCUCUUAAGAAGGGCUGUUGAAUACUGGCAUAUAUUUUGUAACAUAUUUUUAAUUGGUUACUUUAUUCUUAAAUGUUAGUUUUUGAACUGGAAUUUUAUUGUGUUAAGCUAUAAAGAUGAGCUUUGAAAGUAUUCAAAUUUUGAAAAAUAAAAGAAAUUACAUUUUAAAUACAAAAGACAGCAGUCUGGAUUGUUGAAUUGUGGGUAAUGCAGUCAAGAUGUGCAUGUAUUGAAUGUGCUAUUAAUGAGAUAUAUGAGGCUAUCAUAGCAUGUUGCUCAUUAUUAAGCUGUGAUGUGUUGCUGUAUUUUUGUAUGUUGAACAUAUUUACACUUACAUAAAUUUUUGCAAUAUAUACGAAGUAUUUUUUAAUUAAAAUUUUUGAUGUGCUCAUUUGAAUUUACUGAAAUUUUUAUUUUAUUUUUAAGAUAUUUUUAUGUGGUUAAGCAAAAUGUUGGUACAUCCAAACUGAAUAGAGCUAAAUAGUAAGUUCCCAAAUAAAAACAAGAAAAUUUGUUCUUAAUUUUUCUAUGGCAUAAUACAUAAAAAUGAAAAAAAAAGUUAAUUUCAUUAUAGGCAUUUGACUGAUUUUUAAAGUAAAUAUAUAUGCAGGCCUUGAAAAAUCCACUCCACAGCUCGAAUUUACAAGUAAAGUUGAUGGUUGGGCGAGUAAUGUUGGUAAAAAAAUAAUUAUCAAAAUCAGCUUCUUUCGUUUUGUAGAUGUUAUAGUGCUCUUAGCUAAUCGAUUAAUAGUGAAAAAGACAGUUAAAUAUAUUGGUCAUUCCAUGAAGUAUAAAAUUUCAUUUUAGUGUAAAUAUCAAUAAAAUAAAAACAUACAUAACUGGUUUAUUAUAAUACUUCUUAUAUUUAAUUAUAAAUAAACAGAAAAAAAUAAUUAUUAAUAAACAGAAUAUUUCUUUAUUACAAUGAGACAAAGUCAGAUGAUAGUUUAAGUUUAGAAAAAGGUUUUGGUUGUUCAUUACUAUAAAUAUAGAUUUUUCAUAUUUUUUAAUGCAGGGCGAGAUGAUUAAAGUGAAGGGCGAGUGGAUUGUCUGGCCUACUCGCCCUGCAGGGUGAGUGGCUCUGGAAUUUUUUUUCAAGGCCUGAUAGGAGUGUAUUAAAACCCAGAACAAUUAGUAAAAACAUAUACAAAAGUGGUUUGCACAAAUAAUGGGAACACUUGUGAUUGCUCGAAAAUAAGACCGCAAGUAUUACAUAUAUACUGGUGAAUGAGAAGAUUCUUAAAUGCACAAGCCAUUUCUGUAAAAUUGUUUUGAGAAUUUUGAAAGUUUCUUUUACAGUUUCUUGAGGUACAUGUGGUUAUUUGAUGUCAUCGAGAUUUCUCAGAUACAUUAUGUUGCAAUUCUAUCUUUACUUUGGAUGCAAAGUUGUGUUUAUGAACUUUUUAUUGCUAUGUUUCACUUUUUAGUUUUUACUGUUAUUUAAAAAAAAUUACAAUCAGUUUAAUGCAAGAGUUUUUUUCAGUCAAUAUAAGAGCACAGAUAUUUGGGUGUAGGUACAAAACAAACUGAGUCUGAUAAGACUGGUUUUGGGUUGUUAUUUUUAUGACAAUAUUAAGUUUGUUAAAAAUCAAGAUGGUGGGUUAGGAAUAAUUUAUAAAUAUGGAAAUUAGGCUAUUUUUCACAUCUGAUGUCUAUGCUCUUAGACUGAAAGUAAUUAAGAAUUGAUUUCAUACAUUGGUUGUGCCAAAGCAAGAUUUGCAAUGUUGGAAGGGUAUGGACUGGAGUGUGUUGUUUUUUGUUUUUUUUUAACAUUUUCAGUAUUACCAUCCUUCAAUGUAUUAAUGGUUUUUGGAUUUGUUUAAUUGUAAUCAAAAUUGUUGACAAUGUUUCAAUGAGGAAUUUAAUGAAAAUUUCCAUCAUAAUGUAUUCAGCAUCAACAAUUACCUAUUUAUUUUAAUGUAUUGUGUCAUUUUAAGACUGUCCCAAAUGAGAUUUGUUGCCUUUUUGCAACUAUUUUGUUACUUAGGUAUAUGUAGUUAUUCGCUUUUCAGAUUUUUAUUAACACAUUUGAAUCAAAAUCACUUUUAAACAAAAAACUAUUACUGUAAUGAUUUGGUUAUGAUUUUGAAAAAGAAGACAAUCAGUAGAUGAUUAUUAAGGUUAGAUCCUAUUGUAAAUUAAAAUAAGUAGAGAAAGUAUCAUGAACAAAUGUAAUUUCCAAUGUCUGAUGUUUACCUGGUGACAUGUUAUUUAACAUAUAAAUAACCAAGCAAUCAGGGCUGAGAAUUCUCAUUUUAUAAUGUUUUUGCUGAUUAUUAUGACAAUCUAAAGUAUUUUUGCUCUAAUGCUUGUUUACAGUCUUAAUCAUGUUUUGUUUUCCGAAAUACCAUGAAAAGAAUGUUUCUUACAUCCAGUUUAUCAUUAGUUGUUUUUUUUGCAAGCUAUUGCUAGGGAGAUGUGACAAUUGCAAAAGCAUGUAUUGCUAGACUUCAACUCUUGUUUUUAUGUUAGUAUAGUUUUUAUAAGUUUUAAGUUAGUUACAUGUCUGCUAAGUUAAUUUAUAUAAGUUUUUAGUUAGUUUUAAUAAUUCUUGAGUAUAUUACUCUAUCUGUUUGUGUGGUUGGAAAUUCAAAUUCCGAGCUACUGACAAUCCAGGUAUUUGAGAGUUACAAAUGGUAAAUACUAUUUUAUACCAACCUGCGACCUGGACUCCAGGUUGCGCUUUAAUCAGUAAAAUGAGCCACAAAAAUGCUUUCUAGCAUAAAUAAGUACACAAAUUAUUAAUGUAUUUAAUAACGCCAAUUAAAAUAAUUAACGUGGUAUGGUUUGCUUGCAGAAUUAUUAGAUUAAAUCACAGUUUCAAAUACGUCAUUACUGUUCCUGAAAAGGUGAACAAUUUUACAUUGUUAAUUGUAUAUCAUCUGGGGAUAGUGGCUUUAAUGUGAAGCAUGAAAAUAUUACAACUGUUUCCAUUUGGACAUAUGUUAUGUGAGUUUUUUUUAAUGAGAGUAUCUUUAAAUGUAUCCUUGCACUUUAAUCUCAUCUACAUUUAUUAUAAUUAUGCAUAUUUAUAUAUAAUGGUUGUACUUAUAUACUUUCUUAGACCUUCUAUAUGUAGUCUUUUGAUAUAUAUGAAAAGAUUCCUAAAAUAUAUUUAUUCAUAACAUAUGCAUGGCUUUAUUCGUAGUAAAGUUAGAAAAAUAAUUGUCAAAACUAAUAAUAUUUUAAAAUAAAGUUUUAUUAGACCUUUUAUGUAAUGCGUUUUUCCCCAUUGAUUUAACAAUAAUUAGAUAUACAUAAAGAAUUGCGAUAAGACAACACACAACUAUUUUAUUUAUAAUUUAUCAAUAUGUAUGUGUGAAUAUCGAUAUUAGAAGUGUGUGAUAACCUUAGUGUAUGAUAGAUUUUUGUGUACACAAUGUUGGUUAGUUUUUUGUGUACACAAUGUUGAUUAGUUUAUCAUGUCAUGUUUGAAAGAAGCCAACUUGCUUAUUCUAAGAUUGGUUUCACAAAAUGUGAUACUGUUUAAUGGUACUCACAUUUAUCUUAAACUGCCUCAAUUAAGUUGCUGUUUACAAAUGCUUACCAGUAUUUUCUACACUACAAAAACGUGUUUUGACAUGCUUGUGAUAUACUUUACUUGGCACAGGCUUUGUGUUGUCUUCUAGUCCAGUAUGCCAAUGUUAUAUGGUGCUAACAAGUUAUUAAUUAUUCCCCAUUAAUUAUUAUUCUGUCCAUCGUCUGUCUGUAGAACCAAAAAUGUCCAAAUGUGCAAUACAAUUUUCAAAGUACAAUUUUAAAGGCAUGGUUUCUCGCAGUUUGCAUAUGUUCAUUAUUUCAUCUGAAAAUUAAAAAAUAUAUAUUUAUAUUUAAAUAUUUCUUAAACUAAAAUAAGAGUCAACUUGAAACUAAAUAGCUAGAUCUUUGGAGGGGAGGGGGAGACGAGCAAUUCACUAGAAACGUUAGAUACUUUAGACUUAACGCCCUUAGUAACUUUUUUAGCUUGAAUUUGAAAACUAAAAAAUAUAAACUUGGAAUUUAAUAAAACUUGGAAUUUAAUAAAUAUUUAUUUUCUAUUAAUGGGAUGCAUAGUUUACCAGAGCCAUAACUCUUACUCUUGCCAUAUUUUUAGAAUUAUUGCCCUUCAUUAUUAUUUAAGCAUAAAUUUGGUUCCGAGCUUAUCCUUUAUAAAAAAAAUCGUAUGUGGGAUGGUCUCGAUGAGGGGCAGUAUACUGCAUAAGAACUGAACUCCUGCUUUCAUAAUGACACUAUUAUUGCCGAACUGAAUUUUUAUGCUGGAAUCUGGUAAAGACAUAUCAUAACUACAAUAUAGGUAUCAAGAUGAAACGCAAUUGGUAGGAUAUUUGCUUUUUUUUGGGGGGGGGGAAUACAAAUUCCUUAAGCUGAACUUCUAAUGCUGUCUGACAAAGAAGUGUGGGAGGGGUAUUUCUUUCAUGACAGUGACAGUUCUAAUUGUUAUAAGCAUGUUAUUGCUUUUAUUAAAACAUGAGUCCAAGAUGGUCUUUCAGUACACUUGAAACAUGUAGCUCAAUUCUGCAUGAUGUUUUAUUUCAAAACUAACAGUUAUUUAUUUACUGCCGCCUCAUAAAAGUUAUCAAUUUAGAAGUAGUGUUCUGUGUUUUAAUAUGUGUAUGUAUGUUCAAAAUGGUUUGCUCAAGAGUGUUGGUAAAAUGUGAUGUGUUUACAACAACACAAGCUGGUCUUGAUAGUGUUUAGAUGGGCACCAUAUGUGAAUUAUUUCUAUGUUCAUUUACUUUAUUCUACACUGUUUUACUCUUUUUAUUGCAUGUAUUGAAGUUUAUUUGUUAUGUUAACACUUCAAGUAAAGUAAAACUAUA
Dreissena polymorpha is the source of this 6629-nucleotide messenger RNA. Its product is annotated as probable RNA-binding protein 46. Lineage: Eukaryota; Metazoa; Mollusca; Bivalvia; Myida; Dreissenidae. Gene Ontology annotation, molecular function: mRNA binding. The transcript has 11 exons. Gene Ontology annotation, cellular component: nucleus. Bases 61 to 1797 code for a protein of 578 amino acids. The record is from RefSeq and is a predicted model, not a curated record.